Micromonas commoda is the source of this 1632-nucleotide messenger RNA. RefSeq lists its product as hypothetical. NCBI's taxonomy places the organism in Eukaryota, Viridiplantae, Chlorophyta, Mamiellophyceae, Mamiellales, Mamiellaceae. The coding region runs from base 1 to 1632 and encodes 543 amino acids. The record is from RefSeq and is a predicted model, not a curated record. The transcript has a single exon.
AUGGCCCGCAAGAAGGAACGCCACCGGGAGCCACCGGCGGGGCCCGAUGAGGAGGACAAGCUCUCCUGGCGCAGCGCCGGCGGUGAUGUCUGGGAGCGCGCACUCGACGAAUCGGAUAUUUCGCGCGACGUCGACCCGGACAAGAGCUUCUUCGAUACCGACGACGUGACCCGGGCGGUGGAUCGGCUGACCACCGCGAUGGUCCGAGCGGGCGGGGUGGGGUGCGUGCUCAAGGGCGGCCUGAACCUCUUCUCGUGGCUCGCCGGCAGGAGCAAAUCGAGGCGGCGCGGCUCGACGAGCGGCAAACCCGGUCCGUCCGUCCGCGACGCGCUGCACGACACCGCGGCGUUCGCGUCGUUCCUCGUGGCAUUCGCGGGAACCUACGUGUCCGUGGACGAGUGCCUGGCGCUGAGGUACGGGAAGCAGCAGAGCAAGCAGUGGAGGGCCGCGGUCGCCGGUUUAGUCGCGGGGCCCGCGCUCCUACUCGCGGACGGGCCGCACGUCAAGGGCGGGGGGGCAAAGAGGCACUACGGGCUCGCCACCUACCUGUGGCUUCGGUCCACCGUGCUCAUCGCUCGAUGCGGUUUGAAGCGGCGCGACUCUCGCGAUACCCACCCGCUCGCCAAAGCCGCGCUCGCGCCCUUCGCGCACGAGCACGCCGACGUCGCGCUGAUGAUGGCGAGCACCUGGGUCAUCCUCUCCUGCUUCGUGCUCAAGCCCGACGCCCUGCAGGGCGCCUACGGAUCGUUCCUCAACAAACACGGCGGGAAGACCAAGGCGCAUUACGCCGCGCUGAGGGCGAUGGCGCUCGCCUCCACGGCGGCGCAGACCCGCGACGCGAUCCGAUCCGCGGCGAUCGCGCUGUUCCCCACCGGCUCCACCGCGCACGAGGCGCUCAUGAACGUGGCGAACAUGGACGACGGUUCGCUCCUCGCCGCGAAACCGACGCUCUGGGGCCUCGUGCUCUACCCGGGCUCCGACGCGCUCGCGCACUUUUUCGGGUUCUACCGCGAGGCGUUGGGCCGGGCGCUGCCCAUCUACGUCCCGCUCUACGCCAUCCCGGCGCUCAUCGUCCACAGGCACAGGCUUUUGGGUCCCAGAGGGGGUGUUUUGGCGAUGAGAGCGGCGGCGGGCGCGGGGCGGUCGAGCGCAUUUCUCGCCGCGUAUUGCGCCUGCGCUUGGCUGGCGCCGGAUGCGUUGCAACGGCUCGUGUUCGGCACGCUGAGCGGGUGGACCGUGUCCGUCUCCGUGCCCCUCGCCGGGCUCGCGGUGCUGAUCGAGAAGCCCAGCCGGCGGCAGGAGCUGGGCGUUUACUGCGCGUCCAGGGCGCUGGAGGCGGCGGCGGUGUGUUUGGUGUCGUGGGGGUGGGUGCCGCGGCGGCUGGCGGCGCGGACGAGGGCGGACGUGGCGCUGUUCGCGGCGGGCGCGGCGGCGAUCAUGCACUGCUACAACACGGAACGGGACGUGUUCAGGAGCAAGUACUUGAACGUGCUGGACUUUGUGUUUGGGAACGCGGGUCACGGCCGGCAGUGCAUCAGACACGUCGGGAGUUACUACCAGGUGGCGUUCGUGGGUGGUGAUACUCAUAAAAAUGAGUCAGCUAGUCGACAGUUCCGAGACGUUUCCUCGUGA